This is a messenger RNA of Struthio camelus australis, 4866 nucleotides long. Its product is annotated as macrophage mannose receptor 1. NCBI's taxonomy places the organism in Eukaryota, Metazoa, Chordata, Aves, Struthioniformes, Struthionidae. The record is from RefSeq and is a predicted model, not a curated record. Gene Ontology annotation, molecular function: signaling receptor activity. Gene Ontology annotation, cellular component: plasma membrane. Gene Ontology annotation, biological process: receptor-mediated endocytosis.
AUGACUUUUUCUACAUUCUUAGUUUUCCUCUUUUUCAUUCAUACUGCUUUUCAGACACUGGGCAAUGAAAUCUUUUUAAUAUACAAUGAGGACAGUAAGCACUGUAUAAUUGCUAAGAGUUCUCAUGCAGUCACAACAGCUGCUUGCCAAAAAAACAGUGUGUUACAAAAAUUCAAGUGGGUAUCUGAUCACCAGGUGAUGAGUGUGGCAUUUGCGCAAUGUUUGGGAGUGCCCUCUAAGCAAGACCAGGCCAAAAUUUCUUUAUACCCUUGCAACAAGAAAAGCGAGUUCCAAAAAUGGGACUGCAGAAAUGCGACCUUGGCAAUCCCAGGGGAAGAUUUGUUUCUCAGUGCUGGCAAAAGAAAAGAAGACAAUAUUGUGCUGGACACAGAAUCAGGAACAAUGAAUAAAUGGAAGAUCUAUGAAACCAUGGGUGACUUGUGUUCUGAAGGCCAUGAAGAUCUGUUUACACUGCUAGGAAAUGCCAAUGGAGCGCCGUGCACCUUCCCUUUCAAGCUGAGUGGUAAAUGGUACGCGGAGUGCACAAACGCUGGCAGGUCGGAUGGCUUGCUCUGGUGUGCAACAACCCCUGACUUCGACUCAGACCAUAUGUAUGGGCUCUGUCCAUCUGACAACAGUGGCAAUGGCAGAUUUUGGACUACAGAUCCUUUGACAGGAACCUGCUACCAGACAAACUUCCAGGCAGCUCUCACAUGGCACCAAGCAAGGAAGAGCUGCCAGCAGCAGAAUGCAGAAUUAUUAAGCGUCACAGAGAUACAUGAACAAAUGUAUCUGAGAGAUUUGAUUGACAGCAAGAGAUCCUCUCUCUGGAUUGGGCUUAACAGUUUGAAUCUCAACAGCGGCUGGCAAUGGAGCGGUGGCUUUCCUUUCAGAUACUUAAGCUGGGCUCCAGGAAGCCCUUCUCCUGAGCCUGAAAAACUUUGUGCAGUACUAAAUCCCAGAAGAGGUGCUCAAUGGGAAAACCAGCAGUGCGAACAAAAAAUUGGCUAUAUCUGUAAAAAGGAAAACUCCACACGGGAUCCUUUCUUUCCUCCCUCAGGGGGCGCACAGCCUGUUGCAUGCCCAGAAGGAUGGUUGCCCUAUGCAGAUCACUGUUACGUGGUUCACAGAGAACCCAGAGCAUGGAAAGAAGCUUUGAUUUCCUGCAAAGAGAGCAAUGGCAGCCUGGCCAGUAUUCACAGCACUGAAGAGCAUGGCUUUAUACUGUCUCAGCUUGGGUACAAAGCUACUGAUGAGCUGUGGAUUGGUCUGAAUGACCUCAACACUCAAAUGUAUUUUGAAUGGAGCGAUGGGACUCCUGUCACAUAUACCAGAUGGUUGCGUGGAGAACCAAGCCAUGCAACCAAUGGGCAAGAAGAUUGUGCUAUUAUGGCAGGAAAGGAUGGGUACUGGGCAGACAGUGCCUGUGAUAGAAAGUUAGGUUACAUCUGCAGAAGACAGGCACUGCAAGGAGUUUCUGGGACAGUGAAGACUGAUCCUGCCUGCCAGAAGGGCUGGGAAAGACAUGGUUUUUACUGCUAUCUAGUUGGGCAUACCUCUGUAACAUUUCUGGAGGCAAAGAAAGCCUGUGAAAGGAGCAAUGCUUAUUUAACAAGCGUAGGAGACAGAUAUGAGCAAGCGUACCUGACUAGUCUUGUUGGUCUGAGUCCUGAGAAAUAUUUUUGGAUUGGUCUCUCAGAUAUGAAAGAGCAAGGGGUGUUCACGUGGGCUGAUGGUGAAGCUGUUCUGUACACAAACUGGAACUCUGCAAUGCCUGGGAAGAGAAGAGGUUGCGUCGUCCUGAGGACUGGAAGCACAGCUGGACUAUGGGAUGUUCAGAACUGCAAAGUGAAGGCAAAAUUUCUCUGCAAAAAACUAGCUGAAAAAAUGAGUCUUCCUCUUGCUCCUGAAACAAUUUCGGAUUCCAAAUGUCCUUUGGGUUGGAAUACAGACAAUAGCACUAAUUCAUGCUUCAAAAUUUUUGUGAGAGAAGGAAACCAAAAGAAAACAUGGUUUGAAGCCCGAGAUUUUUGCAGAGAAAUAGGAGGAGAUCUGGCUGCCAUUAAAAAUGAAGAAGAGCAAAGACUGAUAGAAAAUUUAAUAAUAAACAAAUCCCCAUCAUUUCGGCCUUUCUGGAUAGGUUUACACUGUUUGGAUCCUGACGGUGGGCUUUCCUGGAGUGAUGGAUCACCGGUGAAUUACAGGGAAACAAGUUAUUUUGACAAUAUUGGAUUUGAGUAUUGUGGAACAAUCAAUGAAGAGUCAUCCAUGGCAUGGAUUAACAUGCACUGUGAAUACAGUCAUGACUGGAUUUGUGAAAUAAAGAAAGGAGCACCCUUGAAAUCAGAACCUGCAAGCCCUUCUGCCAUGUAUGAAGUCACUGAAGAUGGCUGGGUUAUAAACGGGAACAAACAAUAUUUUUUCAGCACAGAAAGUACCUCUAUGGAAAAAGCCAGAAAGUUCUGCAAAAACAAUUAUGGAGACCUUGUUACUAUUGGAAAUAAUAAUGAAAGAAAAUUUUUGUGGAAAUACAUCUUAAAAAGUGGCAAACUGGAAUCAUACCUCAUCGGAUUACUUCAGGAUGUUGAUCAACAGUUUAGUUGGGCAGAUGGAAGCCCAGUUCACUAUGCAGCUUGGGCACCAGAUGAGCCCAACUUUGCAGCUGCUGAAGAAAACUGCGUGGUCUUAAAUAAAAAAGAUGGCUUGUGGAAUGAUAUCCACUGUGGUUUUUCAAAUGGCUUUAUCUGUGAGAGGCGCAGGAGUUUUAUAAAUGCAACACUUGCUCCAAUGGUACCUCCACCUCCAGGAGGAUGUCCUAAAGAUUGGCUUUUAUUCAAAAAUCAGUGUUACAAGAUUUUUGGCUCUGCCUAUGUAUAUUGGAGAACUGCACAUAGAGCUUGUAUGAGCCUUGGAGGAAACCUGGCUAGCAUACAUGAUGAACAAGUACAAGCUUUUCUCACUUACCAUUUGAAGGAUGUGUCAAGUGAUCCCUGGAUUGGCUUGAAUGAUAUACUCAGUGAACUCAACUUUGUUUGGACUGAUGGAAGUGCUGUUUCCUAUACAAACUGGGCUCAAGAUUGCCCCAAACUUGCAGAACCUAUUUUGUUUCCCAGCCUACAUCCAGAAGAUGGCCACAAUCGGCAACAGUUUGACUGUGUUUCUCUGAAGAAAGGUCAUGCUGAUGAUACAGGAAAAUGGAAUGAUGAAGUAUGUUACAACUCCAGAGGGUAUAUAUGCCAGAAGAACAGUGAUCCUAAACUCUUUAAGUCAUCAGCCACACUGCUGGAUUUUGCUUCUGCCCAUUCUGAUGGAGUUAGUUAUUCUGUCAUCCAUUCCAAAAUGAAUUGGGAAGAAGCACAAAGAUCCUGUAAUAACAAAGCCUCAGAACUUGCCAGCAUUUUAGAUGUAUAUAGCCAGUCACUGUUGUUCUUACUCGCACAAGAAUAUGGAGAGCCUCUCUGGAUUGGUCUUAAUAGCAACAUGACCAAUGGCAAGUAUCAAUGGAUUGACAAAUGGAGAUUGGUUUACAGCAAGUGGUCCAGUGGGGAACCGAAACAGAAAUUAGCAUGUGUCUACCUAGACACUGAUGGCACCUGGAAGACAGCUUCAUGCAAGGAAGAAUUCUUUUCUCUCUGUAAAAAAUCUGAUGUAAUAGCCCCUACUGAGCCCCCAGAACUCCCUGGAAAAUGCCCUGAAUCAAAAGGACACAAAUCUUGGAUACCUUUCCAUGGUCACUGCUAUUACUUUGAAGCCUCCCGGAAAAGAAGCUGGUCUCAAGCUUAUCAGGAAUGUGCCCGACUGGCUGCUAACUUGGUAUCAAUAGGAGACUAUGCUGAAACAAACUUUCUGUCAGACAGCAUUAAGGUACUCCAUGGAAAAUCACCAAACUUUUGGAUAGGACUGAAGAAAAACGAUAGAGAGGAGUGGGUAUGGACAGACAAGACUGCAGUGGAUUUUGUCAACUGGAACAUGGCAGAGCCUUCAAACAACAGGAAUAAGCAGUGUGCAGAAAUAUGUGCGUUGUCUGGGUACUGGAACAGCAAUGUCUGUUCUUUCAAAAAAGGAUAUAUCUGUAAAAAACCAAAAACUACUGAAAACACAGUGAUGCUACCAGGAAAUAAAGGAGAGAAAAAGGAGAAAGUAUUUUCCAACAUCAUCAUUUGGCUGUUUGUUGUUCUAGUCCUUUCUGUUGCUGGAGCUGGAAGUACAGUUUAUUUCUACCUGAAGUUCAAGAAAAAACAAAACCAACUAGAUAUUUCAACGAGAAUGAAGGGACCAGCAGCAGCCGUGGAUAGCCAAGAACAAGAUGCAUUUACUGACAUGUAGUUUGACAAAAUACCUGUAUGUUCCACGUAGCAGAAAACAAUCUAUGUAACUGGAAUCAGUGAAAUCUUAGGCAGGCUUUGCUUUUUCCUGUACAAAUAACAGUCUUCUCGCUGCACAGAUAUAAAGUUCACAGAUUUAUAUAAACACAUACAAAUAUAUACUCCCAUCAAAAAUUGCCUCCCAAAGAGCUUCGGAGUAAAACUCUUAGAAAUUUUUACUAUGUACAAUUGUUGUAUUUAACUUAAUGUAGGGAUUCUUCCAUUUACAUACAGAGGAAAUCAUGUUACUCCUUAACGUUAAUUUUUCCUAUUGUAUUGCUUCAGAGUUAUCUAGACUGUGUCGGGAAACACAGAUGAUUUCAGAUUUUCAGAUUCAGUGUGUGAUAUCAUCUUUUCAUUCACGUAAAACCUACUCUAAUACCUGGAUCUGUGAAUUAAAUAUAUUUUCCUUACUGAAACAUAGAUGGGUAGAUAGAAAAAUAAUUCAAAAGACUUUCCUCUAUUCCUACUUCAAGUCUGAACUUGGGAAUAAUUAUGCCAA